Messenger RNA from Mya arenaria, 2866 nucleotides. Its product is annotated as ribosomal RNA large subunit methyltransferase E-like. The transcript has 2 exons. The record is from RefSeq and is a predicted model, not a curated record. Gene Ontology annotation, biological process: RNA methylation. Bases 1 to 783 code for a protein of 260 amino acids. Gene Ontology annotation, cellular component: mitochondrion. Gene Ontology annotation, molecular function: rRNA (uridine-2'-O-ribose)-methyltransferase activity. Lineage: Eukaryota; Metazoa; Mollusca; Bivalvia; Myida; Myidae.
AUGGCAGCGCCCGUGUGUCAUGUGUCAGCUGUCAAACACAUAACACGCCGAUUUUUGUCAUGUUCGGUGGCAUUACAAAAAACUGGUCUGAAAAAAUCAAAAGGAAAUCAAUCUUCCAACAACUGGCUUCAACGGCAAUUGAACGAUCCGUACGUAAAGAGUGCACAAACUGAACAUUUCCGAUGUAGAAGCGCCUUCAAGCUACUCGAGAUCAACGAUCGCUUCAAGAUAAUACGUCCCGGUGACACAGUAAUUGACUGUGGGGCAGCGCCUGGUUCUUGGUCACAGGUUGCAGCUAGGGCAAUUAAUAAAAAGGAUGGUAAUAAAAAGGACGGCAUGAAAGGUUCUCAAACAAGACAGAAUGACAGAGAUGGCAUGGUGAUCGGCGUCGACCUUCAGGAGGUAGAACCAAUAGAAGGAGUCCUCAUGUUUUCUGGACACGAUUUCACUUUGCCAGAUACUCAACAUAAAAUCCUUAACACUCUCGACAAUAUGUAUGCCAAUGUUGUUUUAAGCGACAUGGCACCAUCGGCGUCGGGAAAUAAGGCGUUUGAUCACGAAAGAAUUUCAAAAUUAUGUCUUUCGGUGCUUAAAUUCUCUUCGCAAGUUUUGGCAAAUGACGGACACGUUGUCUGUAAACUUUGGGAUGGAUCUGAACGGAAAGAUCUUUUAAAAGUUAUGGAGAGAAUGUUUAGAACUGUGAAGGUGAUAAAACCAGACGCAAGCAGAUCCGAUUCUGCGGAAAUUUUCCUACUUGGAAUGGAAUUUUAUCUUCGGAAAUAGCGGCAGAUAUAGUAUGAGAUUUAAAACAAAUAACCACGGACCUAUAAACAGGUCCGUGAAAUAACUGAUCGCAAGAACACGAAAACACAUUUUUCUUUAGCAUAUUUUGUGUUGUAAAUAAAGUGAACCUUUAAAAGGUAGUGAUUUAUGUAAUAAAUUAUGAUAUUUAUUAGAUUGUUUUGCCAGACCUCUUAGUGUAAAUAUUCCAUCGGUCAAAAGCUAUGCAUAGCUUGUGUUACCCUACUGUAAUUUUGUGAGCAUUUUACCAACGAUACGAGCAAUGCCACCUCGGGUUACAAGGCAUAAGAAAUGGCAGCGCCCAGUGAAACGGUAUUAUAGUUUUUCUAUUUUUUCUAUUGUUUUUCUUUAUUUUAUACACAAUAAUUUGCUAUCAUCGCCAAUGUCCCAGCGCUUAUUUUCACCUGUAAUUUGACACUUUUGUCACGCCGAAGAGUUCUGUAGUUUAGCCGGAAUGCAUGUCACAAUUAAAUGUAUGUGUACGCAAAAUGUGUUACGAAAAUCUGCGAACAAAGCAGGAGCUUUCAUUUUGUCACCAAAAAAAAAAUCAUAAAAAUUGCAGUUCAUUUCCCAUGGCUGGAUUCGCGUCUUACAGAUAUAUAGCCUUAAUUAUUUUUAGAUCCAGGCAUGAACAUACUAUCAGAACCAAGAGCAACACAAUUGUUUACGUUGUGUGUGUUUCUUUUUCAGACUGAUAAACAAGCCGUUCAACCAGCUAUAAACGAACAUAGAUCCUGUAUAAGAAUGAUAAAGCGGUUGUACAAUACCUAGUCUAACAGUGUUUUAUUCCAUUUAAAUUAAAUUGAUUUCAAAAACUGUGCUAUUGAAAAAUCUGAGCACCAUGGUGAUAAACAUGUUAAUUUAAAACAAAUACUAAGGCGAUUGAAAAUCAAUGACCAUUAGAACUCUCAUUAGUUAUUUAAUAUUCAUCAAAUAGUUUUCUACAAAGAUUUUAUAAUGUUUGAGAGUGCUAUAUAUGAUUGUAGUUCAAUUCAUAACAAGAUAAGACAGGGUAUGAAAUGAUGGAUUUGGCUCUCUUCAUGUUGCUUAUGCACAAGGUGUUGUCAUUUAACAUUGGUUUAUAUACGCAUUUUCAAUCGCUAUUGUAUUUAUAAUAUGCCCAUUUAUUUAUAUACAUGCAAACAUUUACAUGUUUAUUUCGUGACGGUACGAUUUAGCUGUCAUUGUAUAUUUUAACUGUAAUAUGCAAUUGUAAUUCACAGGGAUCAGGCACUUGGUUCAUCUUCGCGGAAAUGCCAGUUGACACGCCGGAAGAAGCACGCCAAUGUGUCAGAUGGUCGGCCGUGUCAGAUAACAUCGCAACGUUGACUGACACUCUGGGCGUGAGAAGGGAAAACGCCCGUGGAAAUAACUCCAAGAUGCUAACUGCAAAACAUAUUAACUUAGAAUGAAUAAUGAUACAGUAUCAGUGUGUGUAUACCACGUUUAUUUGUAAACAUUGCCUCCUAAGCCACAAUCUGUUCAAUAACUUUUUUAUAUUUAAUGUUAUGAAACCUAACUAAGAUGUCGAUCGAAGAAUAUGUUUUUCGCCACAUACUGGACGCAUACAUUUUUCAAAAUUUAAAGAAAAAGUCCACUUACCAGGCAAAAGUGGGAACAUGAAUCGGUAUUUUUCAUUCUAAAUCCGCCAUUUUGUUUGCCAUGAAACAUUUUUCUCACUUAAUGUUUGCAUGAAACGCAACUAAGUCCUUCCACUUGUUUUCCUUGCUCGCCUGCUGCGCUUCCCCACGGCAAGAGGAGGCCGCCUCAUUCUGAAAAAAGAAAACAUUUUUUUGAUUAAACCCUUGACAGGUCAAUGGUUUAAUCAAAAAAAUGUUUUCUUUUAAUAAAGAGGGUCAAUGGUUUAAUCAAAAAAAUGUGGAAGGACUUAAUUAAAACCAUUAAAACAAUUGAAUGUAACUUAAACAUACUUUUAUUGAAGUAAACGUUGCCAUUUUGUCUUUUUUCACUAUCAAACUUGAUUAAAUGCAUAUUGACACACAUAUGUUAAAGUGGAUACUUCAGGGAUAAACCAUGAUGUUGAACAACUGAAGCAAAACCAUGU